Molecule: messenger RNA, 765 nt
Organism: Botrytis sinoallii
Lineage: Eukaryota; Fungi; Ascomycota; Leotiomycetes; Helotiales; Sclerotiniaceae
Exons: 5
Coding region: 1-765 (254 amino acids)
Biological process (GO): ubiquitin-dependent protein catabolic process
Cellular component (GO): nucleus; cytosol; proteasome core complex, alpha-subunit complex
Source: RefSeq, a predicted model, not a curated record
AUGUCGGGUAGCGCAGGUUACGACAGACAUAUCACGAUCUUUUCUGAUCAAGGAAGAUUAUACCAAGUCGAGUAUGCCUUUAAAGCUAUCACCGCUGCGAACAUUAUGUCUGUAGGCAUUCGAGGAAAGGAUUGUGCCGUUGUUCUGUCUCAAAAGAAGGUUCCCGAUAAGCUCAUUGAUCCAUCAUCCGUCUCCCACAUCUUUCAAUUGUCACCAUCCGUAGGAUGCGUCAUGACAGGUUCUAUCGCAGAUGCCAGAGCCUCUGUUCAAAGAGCUAUUGGCGAGGCUGCCGAAUUCAGAUACAAGUUUGGAUACGAGAUGCCGUGUGAUGCCCUGGCAAAGAGGAUCGCCAAUAUUAGCCAAGUCUAUACCCAAAGAGCAUACAUGAGACCGUAUGGUGUUGCAACCACGUUAAUAUCGUUGGAUUCUGAAUUUGGUCCUCAACUGUACAAAUGUGACCCAGCUGGCUACUACACUGGUUACAAAGGAACAGCUUCGGGUCCAAAACAACAGGAGGCGUUCAACCACCUGGAGAAAAAGCUCAAGAACAAGGAUUGUGCAGAAGGUAGCUGGGAAGAUGUAGUAGAAUUAGGCAUCACAACUUUGAGCACAGUUCUCAGCGUCGAUUUCAAGAAGGGAGAAUUGGAGAUUGGUAUUGUUGGGGGGCCAAGAAAGGAUGGAAAGGAGGGUACAGAUCCGGGCUUCAGGGCUUUGACUGAAGAGGAGAUCGAUGAGAGGUUACAGGCAAUUGCAGAAAAAGAUUAG